UGGAGGUCAAUCCUACCCUUGCGCAGGGAAAUAAUCAAUGCCUCGGCUCUUUUCUGAGAUCGCACUGCUGUUGCCACGUGGCACUUUGCCUAAUAAAGAACUCCAACGAAAUAGGGAGGAGGAGGAGGAGAAAGGAGGAGGACGAGGAGGUGGAGGAGGAGGAGGAGGAGAGAAGAAGACGAAGGAAGGAGGAGGAGGAGGAGAGAAGAAGACGAAAGGAGGAGGACGAGGAGGACGAGGAGGACAAGGACGAGAGAAGAAGAUGAAAGGAGGAGGAGGAGGAGGAGGAGGAGGAGGAGGAGGAGGAGGAAGAGAAGAGGAAGAGGAGGAAAGGAGGAGAAGAGGAAGAAGAAGAAGACGAAAGGAGGUGGAGGCGGAGGAGAGGAAGAAAAAGAAGAAGAAGAGGAAGGAAGGAUGUGGAGGCGGAUACACCACGAGGGAACAGGACUAUGACGGGCGGCGACGAUGGGGAGGGCUGCUCGACGGGGCAGGUCAACGGGGAGUGAUGACGCGCGGGCUUCAAGACGGCAGCAACGGCGACAGCGACCGACGACGGGGCACCUCGAUGACAUCGACGGAGCACAGCUCGAUGGCGAUGAUGGGGCAGCUCUACGCGGAGUGACGACUGGCGGGCUUGGAGACGGCAGCAACGGUGGGCUUCGGAAAUGCAUCGAAGCGGGAAUACAGCGUUCGAAUUCGAACGC
Chara braunii is the source of this 704-nucleotide messenger RNA. The record is from the annotation of a GenBank genome assembly. Lineage: Eukaryota; Viridiplantae; Streptophyta; Charophyceae; Charales; Characeae.